AGAUCUUCAAAAUUAUGCAAGGUGGAGGCUGCUCAUAACUACCAUUCUUCACAUGGAGUCAUUAAAUCCUUUGUUUAUAUUGAUGACAUAAGUAGAGGUGAAGAAAGAGUGAAAGUUUCCUUGGAGAAUGGAAGAAAUGCUGGAGAUCUGCCAAUCUUUUUUUACAUCCCCAAUAAUUUAGUUUAUAAGAACGCCUAUGUGAAAUUUUCACUUGCUCGUAUAUCUCAUGAGGAUUGCUGUUCACAUUGUUUUGGGGAUUGUUUGACAUCACCAGUACCUUGCGUCUGUGCGGCUGAAACUGGGAGUCAGUUUGCAUACACUCCAGGAGGAUUCGUCAAGGAGAAGUUUCUGGAAGAAUGUAUAUCCUUGAAGCGGGAACCUAAACAAGACCACUACUUGUAUUGUAGAAACUGCCCACUUCAAAGGUCUAAGAAUGAGAAGAGUUCCGUGCCAUGCAAAGGCCAUUUGUUGCGGAAAUUUAUAAAGGAAUGCUGGUCUAAAUGCUGGUGUAAUAAGAAAUGUGGAAACCGGAUUGUUCAGCAAAGCAUCACUGUGAAGUUGCAGGUGUUUUUGACACCCGAAGGGAAAGGGUGGGGUCUUCGAACACUGGAGGACUUGCCACCAGGGGCUUUUGUUUGUGAGUAUGUUGGAGAGAUAUUAACCAACACAGAACUACUUGAGCGAAAUGUGGGAAGUCCUGGUAACAAGAAUACACGCUACCAAGUUCUACUAGAUGCAGGCUGGGGUUCGAAGGGUGUCUUGAAAGAUGAAGAGGUCCUUUGCUUGGACGCUACAGUUUAUGGAAAUGUUGCGAGAUUUAUCAAUCACAGAUGUUCUGAUGCUACCUUGGUAGAGAUCCCUGUGGAAGUGGAGACCCCAGAUCAUCACUACUAUCAUAUUGCCCUUUUCACAACAAGGAAGGUUGAUGCCAUGGAGGAGCUGACUUGGGACUACGGCAUCGACUUUCAUGACCGUGAUCAUGAUAGUGGCCACCCCAUGAAGCCCUUCCAUUGUCUCUGUGGAAGCCCGUUCUGUCGCGGUCGUAGUGAUAUGAAGGGUGAUGUGCGCCUACUCACUUACUUCCGAAGGCGACGUAAAGUGUAGCUUCAAGCAUGAUGCUCUUCAUGUUUCUAACAUAGGUAGAAUGCUUUUUUUGAUUAAAUUACUAAUUUUAAAAUCAGUUCUGCUGUGCUGUCUAAUUAGUAAAAUCACUCAAGCAGAAUCUCCAAUUUUUGCAAACAUAAAUUUUUCAUUCCUAAUCUCAGUGGAUUUGGUUUAUUGUAAUAUUAGUUUUUUUAA
Molecule: messenger RNA, 1299 nt
Organism: Prunus avium (sweet cherry)
Lineage: Eukaryota; Viridiplantae; Streptophyta; Magnoliopsida; Rosales; Rosaceae
Source: RefSeq, a predicted model, not a curated record